This is a messenger RNA of Scomber scombrus (Atlantic mackerel), 1533 nucleotides long. RefSeq names its product crystallin, mu (gene crym). Lineage: Eukaryota; Metazoa; Chordata; Actinopteri; Scombriformes; Scombridae. The transcript has 8 exons. The record is from RefSeq and is a predicted model, not a curated record. The coding region runs from base 56 to 1003 and encodes 315 amino acids. Gene Ontology annotation, molecular function: thyroid hormone binding. Gene Ontology annotation, biological process: thyroid hormone metabolic process. Gene Ontology annotation, cellular component: cytoplasm.
UGGACCGAGUAGGCUGUUCACCACCAUUCAUAAGUCUCGUCUUUCUUUUGGAAACAUGGCCGGACCUCCAGUCAUCAUAUGGGAGCAUGAAGUGAAGCAGCUGUUGCGUUACAAGGAGCUGAUCCCGCGUCUGGAGGUCGCUUUGGGGAAAUUCUCAAAACGGGACAGCGCGGAGGUGAUCCAGCCUGUGCGCACCACCGUGCCCCUGCAGAAACACAGCGGGUUCCUGGGAGUGAUGCCUACAUACAUGGAGAAUGAUGGAGUCCUGUGCUCAAAGCUGGUGUGUUUCUACAAGAGGGAGGAUGGUUCAACUUUGCCAGCCACUCAAGCCACAGUGCUGCUGCUGGACCCAGAGUAUGGGAAUGUCAAGGCUGUCAUGGAUGGAGACGUCAUCACAGCCAUGAGGACAGCUGCAGUCUCGGCCAUCUCUGCUAAGAUGUUGAUGCCUCCUGGAGCAGAAGUUCUGGCCAUCCUGGGUGCAGGCCACCAGGCGCUGAGUCAUUACAAUGUCUUCACUGAAAUCUUUUCUUUUAAAGAGGUACGUGUGUGGAGCAACAGAAAACAGAGCGCGGAGAAGUUUAGCCAGUCUGUUAGUGGCCCUGUGAUGGUGUGCGGCUCAGUGGAGGAGGCGGUGAGGGGAGCGGACGCUAUAGUGACAGUAACCAGAGCAACGGAGCCUGUGCUCUUUGGUCAGUGGGUCAAACCGGGAGCCCAUGUGGCAGCUGUGGGAGCCUGCAGGCCAAACUGGCGAGAGCUGGACGACUCAUUGAUGAAGGAGGCGGUGGUGUACACUGACAGCAGGGAGGGAGCAAUGGCCGAGUCGGGUGACGUCAUCCUCUCUGGGGCGGAGGUGUUUGCAGAGCUUGGAGAUGUUGUUAACGGGACAAAACCUGCACACAGAGAGAAAACCACUGUGUUCAAGUCCCUCGGAAUGGGAGUUGAAGAUGCAGUGUCUGCUCAGCUGGUAUUUGAUCAAUGGAAAGCCAAAGCCAGCAAACCAUGACCAUGACCAAGCUGGAUCAAGAUCAAGACAAUAUCACAAGGGAUGGCAAAUAAUACAUUUCACUCCAAAUUUCCUAGUUAAGUUUAGAACUGCAACAAUUCAUUGAAUUUUUUUUUGUGUCUUACAUAACAGUGAUUUGAACACUGAAAAUUAUGAUGGGCAUUUUUUUUUACUCUUUUAUAGACCAAGCCAUUAAUCAAUUAAGAAAAUAACUCAGAUUAAUCAGAAAUUAAAAUAAUCUCAGGUUUUUUAGUUUUUUGAGAACUUUGAUAAUUGAUUUGUUGAAGCAGUUUUUUAAAAAGGGACUUAAAGUUGACAGUCUAUUGAACUUGAAAUAAAAGCUAACAUGCUCACAAUGACAGUGCCUUAUAUGCUUUUGCAAGUCUUAAUAUAUUUACCAUUUUGGUUUAGUGUGUUGUCAUGUUAACAUUCGCCAACUGGCAUAAAACACUAGUAUGUAUAACGUAAGAAUAAAUGUCAGUGUCUUAAGUUUUGCUAGUAUUUGGAAUAAACUGAUGUAUUGGACAAUC